AUAUUAGCUGAAGAAAUGUUAAAGAACCUUUCACUGCUGCUGCGCAGGCAAACGCGCCGCCACUACGCCACAGCUGCCGUAAAAGUGAAGACGAUAGAAUCUGAAAAGGCUAAACCACUUAUAAGCUGUCGGCGCACACAAUUCAAUCUGCUACAACAUGAACGAGCGGACGCAAAGUUUGGAACAAUUCCGCUGUGCUCCAAGGGCUGGCUACACAACAAAUCCAAAAACGACCACUUCACACUAAAUGCGACCAUUACCAGCGAGCAGCGGAAUGCGGAGAUGCAGAACUUGAAUGAUUUCCUAGCCACAUCGCAAAUCCAAAUGCACCCACAACUGCUGGAGAACCUGCAACAGCAGCUGGGCAUCAAGCAACUGACAGGCAUUCAGGCGCAAGCUUUGCCUGUUGUGGAUGCCAACUUUCACACACUCAUUGCCGCCGAGACGGGCUGUGGCAAGACACUCGCCUACCUGUUGCCCAUACUCAAUAAGACGCUCAAGCGGCAAUCCCCAGAGGAAAGCAAGCUAAGAUUAAAUACGCCAAAAAUAUUGAUACUGACGCCUGGGCGUGAACUGGCCACACAAAUUGCACAAGUAGCCCAGAAGCUGUGCACGGAUACAGAACUAAAGGUGAAAGCGCUGUUGGGUGGCAACACGAAGCAGCUGAUGCUGAAUCCACAGUUUGCCGAGGUGGACAUCUUGGUGGCAACGCUGGGUGCAGUCAGCAAACUGGUCACAACGGGCAUCUAUCACAUGGACCAGGUGCGCCAUGUGGUGCUGGACGAGGCAGACACGCUGCUGGAUGAUUCCUUUACAGAAAAGCUCACCUACUUCUUGAGAAGAUUUCCCUUUCACAAAAAUCAUGUCCAGGACCCGAGCAUUGUUGGCACGCAGCUGCUGCUCGCCUCGGCCACCAUGCCCACGAAUACGCGAGAGAUUCUGCAAAGGGUCAUCGACGUGGAAACCAUAAGGGAAAUCGUCAGUCCGAAUCUGCAUCAUCUAAUGCCACAUGUUACGCAAAAGUUUCUGCGCAUGGCCAAAGCGGAUCGGCCAGCCAAUUUGUUAUCCCUGGUCAAGCGGGAUCUGGCUAAACGGCGCCCACUCAUCGUGUUCAGCAAUAAGUCGACUACAUGCGACUAUGUGUCCAUAUUCUUGAAUAAUAGCGGCAUCAAUUGCCUCAACUUGAAUGGCGAUAUGUUAAUGAAGAUUCGCAUUGGCCGCUUCGAAGAGUUCCAACGCGGCGAGUGCGAUGUUCUGUCCACAACAGAUGUGGGCAGUCGAGGACUGGAUACGACGCGAGCACGUCAUGUGGUCAACUUUGACUUCCCGCUGCACAUCUCCGACUAUAUACAUCGAUGCGGACGCAUUGGACGCGUGGGCAGCUUGGAUAACUCGCUAGUCACGAACUUCAUUUCAUCACGCCGUGAAAUCGAUGUGGUGCAGCGCAUAGAGCAUGCGGCACGCACUGGAGGAUUGCUGCCAGAUGUAAAUGCUAAUAUUAAGAACAUUAUCAACAAGCGCAUCAUUGCGGACAUGAAGGAGGCGGGCCUGCCUGUGCCUCAAGAGGAGGCUUUCUAGUAAAUCGUGCUACAAUAAAGUUGUUUCUAUUAAUUUGAAUUUA
Messenger RNA from Drosophila navojoa, 1621 nucleotides. It is a transcript of the gene Dbp21E2, whose product is annotated as putative ATP-dependent RNA helicase Dbp21E2. The record is from RefSeq and is a predicted model, not a curated record. Lineage: Eukaryota; Metazoa; Arthropoda; Insecta; Diptera; Drosophilidae. Gene Ontology annotation, molecular function: ATP binding; RNA helicase activity; nucleic acid binding.